AAAUGGGAAAACCCUGAGCCGUGAGAUUUUCGCUGCUUGCUUCACUGACUGGAGUAAAGCAGGGUUACGACAGUCGACGGCAGAGCGAGGGAAGGACGCGCAACCCUGGAGUUUUAAACAGGAGACGUUAGUUGCUGGAGUUUUUCCCCUUCUGAAAAGGACGCUAUGAGCUGGGGAACGGAUCUUUGGGACCAGUUCGAAAAUCUGGACAAGCACACCCAGUGGGGCAUCGAUUUCCUAGAACGCUAUGCAAAAUUCGUGAAGGAGCGACUGGAGAUCGAGCAGGCGUAUGCAAAGCAGUUACGGAGUCUGGUUAAGAAACACUGCCCCAAGCGCUCCAAAGAUGAUGAACCAAGGUUUACUUCCUGUCUGUCAUUCUACUCUAUAUUGAACGAGUUAAAUGACUACGCAGGUCAGCGGGAGGUUGUCGCAGAGGAGAUGGGACAUAAAGUGUAUGGGGAGCUGAUGAGAUACUCACAAGACCUGAAGGCAGAGAGGAAACAUCACCUCCAGGAGGGAAGAAAGGCCCAGCAGUUUUUAGACCAGUGCUGGAAACACAUGGACAAUAGUAAAAAGAAGUUUGAACGAGAAUGCAGAGAGGCAGAGAAAUCACAGAUGAUGUACGAGAGGUUAGACAGUGACAUUAACGCCACAAAGUCAGAGGUGGAAAAGGCAAAGUCCCAGCUGUAUCUAAGACAACACAUGGCGGAGGAGAGCAAGAACGAGUAUGCGGCCCAGUUGCAAAACUUCAACAGUGAGCAGUGGAAGCACUUUAACGUCUCCAUCCCUCAGAUAUUCAAGAAUCUGCAGGACAUGGAUGAACGUCGUACAGUCAAGCUGGGGGAGACGUACCGAAGUUUUGCUGAGGUGGAACGAAGAGUCAUUCCCAUAAUCUCGAAAUGCUUGGAGGGCAUGGUGACCGCCGCCAAGAAUGUGGACGAGCGUAAGGAUUCUGCAAUUGUAGUGGAGUCAUUUAAAUCAGGAUUUGAGCCGCCUGGUGAGUUCCCAUUUGAAGACUUCAGUCAGAAUAUUCAGCGAACGGGAUCAGACAGCACCAUUGGGACGCCCAAAAAUGAUGGAGGCAAACCAGACCCCAAACAACAUGCUAUCGGCAGAACCAAAAACAAGCUUUGGCUCUUUGGAAAGAAACCCAAGAUUCCCCCAACCAAUCCUCCCCCUCCCCGCCCAAGUCCCUCUGGCAAUUUCCAGUCUCCUAAAUUCCCUACUGAGCGGAUAACAAACCGCCUCUCUGAAAUGAGAAUCCCAAAAUCUAAGAUCCCGUCCUUCCGGACUGUCAGACGAGGGGCACCUACACUAGAGGAUCUGAGCCACCUUCCUCCUGAACAGAGACGCAAGAAACUGCAGCAAAGAAUCGAUGAGCUAAACAAAGAACUGCAGAAAGAAAUGGACCAAAGAGAUGCUCUCAACAAAAUGAAGGACGUCUACGAGAAGAAUCCACAGAUGGGCGAUCCCGGGAGCCUCCAGCCCAAGAUUUCGGAGACCAUAUGCAACAUGGAGAAACUCCGAUCUGAGAUUCAUAAAAAUGAGACUUGGCUAGCAGAGGUAGAAGGGAAGCAUGGUUCCCGCGGUGAGCGGCGGUCCAGUGCGGAUGUGAACCAUCACGCUCCUCACGGCAGAGAAAGUCCUGAAGGCAGUUAUACAGACGAUCAGAACCAAGAGCAUCGGUCUCCACCUCAGCCUGAUCCACAUGAGUUUGAUGAUGAAUUUGAUGAUGAUGACCCUCUUCCUGCUGUCGGCCACUGCAAAGCUCUUUACUCCUUUGAUGGCUCAAACGAGGGAACAUUGGUAAUAAAAGAGAACGAGGUGAUGUACGUCAUAGAGGAAGACAAAGGUGACGGAUGGACGCGAGUUCGAAAACAGGGCGGAGAGGAGGGAUACGUCCCGACGUCGUACGUGGAGAUCACACUGGAGAAAAACAGCAAAGGUUCCUGAUUGGAUGAAUGGGGUUCUGUGGUGUUUGGUGGAUGGGACUCACUGCUGUGGGUCUGUUUGUGGGGCGGUGGGGGGACUUUAAGAUUUUGAGAGCUGUGCUGGGGCAGGAUGCAUGUUUGCAUGCUGUUUGUGUCAUGGCCAUUAACAUCAUUCCAUUACAGCAGACCUUUCAGGAAUAACAGGGUGUGCAGGGUGGGGGUCACAACUGGGGACGGGGAGAGACGCCUGUGAGCAAUAAGGUGACGUUAGAUACCCGAAGCACUAACAUUUGCGCCUUUUCAUCGUCUGUGUGUUCAUUCUACCAAGUACCUGCAUGAUCCAUAGCUCUUCAUCUGACCGAUUUGUCCCGUAAUAGGAUUUAACCACUUAGUUGCCUCUAAUAAUACCUUGUUUGUGUAUGUCUUUAAAUGUCCUCAUUGAUGCAUUCCGUCAUGAAUGUUAUGUUAACCAAACGCAUGACCAAUCAGAGUAGAGGAAGCAUGGGACCAAGCUACAGUUCCCACAGCAACAUGCACCCAAUUGCCCCGCCCCUGCAUAGCCUGAUGGACAGAUGGAGCAUGAUGCAGUUGAACUCUCCUUGACCAGCAGAGGGAGCCAAACACCAUACAAAACAAGCAGAGAGACACGAAACGAGGACCACCAACAUCAUUCCAGCACAUACCAGCAUCUCUGCCUUAAUUUCAGACCUCUGUAUGGUAACACGAUGCCUACAGGGGUGUAAAUAUAUAUAUAUAUAGUAUAGAUAUAUAUAUGUUCUGCCCUUCUAUGCCCAAAAUUCACUGUGUUGGGCUGCCAGCUCUCUUGUGGUGGUUUCUGCAUUAUCCUCACCAGCUCCUGCUAUUGUGCUAGAAGAUCAUGCUUUGGCCCCAUCACCGCCUCCCAGCAUGGGACCACAUGUCUCCAAACUCCGAUGUAUUUGUGAAUGUGAUUCCUGCAUAUCAAACUGUGUAUGCAUAUGGAUGCAUUUAUGCAUAUGUAGAUACCUAGUUAGUUUUUAUCCUUAAACUGUAUGUAUUAACAUGAAUGAAUGAAUGAGGUUUUAAUGGGGGGUUAACCAAGCGAGUGACUUACAGCGUGCGCUUGUGUCGUGACGAUAUCUCUUUGUAACCAGUUCUUCUUGUUCGAACCCUAUUCUCAGUGGGGCCAUGGUCUUAUCAAUGCACUUUUUUACCCUGUUGCAUUUGAAUUGAAACAUUAGUGCGCGAGUGACGUCGGAUGCGAAUGCUGCCUUGUUUGAAUGUGUUGUACAGUAGGACCACUGUAUGCUGGGGUUUGUGUUGGAGCAAGAGAAAUAAAAGCUUAUGUUUGUUUGUCUUA
Molecule: messenger RNA, 3270 nt
Organism: Paramisgurnus dabryanus
Lineage: Eukaryota; Metazoa; Chordata; Actinopteri; Cypriniformes; Cobitidae
Gene: fnbp1l
Product: formin binding protein 1-like
Biological process (GO): signal transduction
Molecular function (GO): protein binding
Source: RefSeq, a predicted model, not a curated record